AGGCAACUAGGUUACAUAGCGUAGUCUGCACAUUCAAAGCCAUAUAGCGUCGACUGAAGUUGUCAAUCUCCAAACAUCUGCAUAUCUCUUCCCACGUGGUCCACGGUGCAGGAGCGCAUUUUUAGAAAGAGGACAUUUUACUGUUUCUGUAUUGCCUGAUUCCCCAUCUUAUCCAUUCUCUCUAACGGAGAAACAUUCUGGUCUUGAGGACGCGACUUAUUUCUCCAUUGCUCAUCCUGAUUGUUCCCAUCUGGGUAUCCGAUACAAGCAGCGCGCAACGCGCUCGACGUUUCAGCCUCUUGUUCCACCGCUAAUUUAGGACACAGUUUGAACCCCUUUCGGUGUUGGGGUGAGUUUAAUGUCUAUCAGCCCACUACGAAGUCUGUCAGUUUAGUAACUUAAUUCGCAAAUUUAAUUGCUCGAUAAAUUAAUCUACACCAUUUUUUUCUAACUGGGAUUUAAAGUUAUGUCUUCAACUGGAGAUAAGCCUAACGGGGAGAGCAAGGCAGCGCUCCGUCCAUGUGCGCCCCGGUCCAUUCUCCUGCGUUGUCUGGUAGGGUUCCCUACCGUGGUGUGUUUCAUGUUAUCGGUGAGCUCCAUAGCCGUCAGCCUGCUCAUGAGCUUCAAGACUUACCAACUGGAGAACCGACUGCAUGCGCUGGAGAUGGAGAAAAAUACAGUGUUCAACCCGCCUGAGAGCGCUUUCAUGCGCGAGGAUGGGACUGUAGUACCAGCGCUGAGGAGUUCUUUUGAGACGCUUCUACAAGAGCGACUGAGUCAAGUGAUACCAAAGCUGCGCACGGCCAGGGAUAUCAACCAAGAUUGUACUUGCCCACCAGGCCCUCCUGGAAAGCGUGGAAGAAUGGGAAGAAGAGGAGAUCCCGGAUCUCCAGGUCCACUCGGCAUGGACGGCAAACCAGGUCUCCCUGGUCCUAAAGGAAGUCAGGGCCUAGCAGGACCAAAGGGAGAUAAGGGUGACCAGGGAGACACAGGGCCCAGGAUGGUCUUUCCCCGCUAUGAUCAUGGCUUUAUGUCUGGAGACCAGUCCAACUUUCAGAGACGCUUGAUGAAGGGCGACCAGGGUUCCGCUGGCCCCCCUGGACCCCCAGGGUCACCUGGACCCAGAGGCCCCCCUGGGAACACAGGCAAAGACGGGCCCCGCGGCCCCGCGGGAGAACAGGGUUUCCCUGGUCGUGAUGGGAUUGAGGGUCAACCAGGUUCACCUGGAAAGCCGGGUGAAGAUGGUGAACCCGGAUACCCAGGACCACAGGGACCCUCAGGGUCAAAGGGGGAGGCAGGUUUCACAGGGGAGAAAGGGGAGAGGGGCAUGGAUGGACUACCUGGGUUGAAGGGAGACAAAGGAGACACUGGAGAACAAGGAGCCCAUGGAGAGACGGGUGCUCCUGGAGACAGGGGGGUUCCCGGCUCCACGGAGGUCAUCGACUUCAAUGGGAAACUACUGGAAGCGCUCCAGGCCAUCCAGUCCAUCAGCGUCAGGGGCCCACCAGGUUUACCAGGGCCCCCAGGACCCCCAGGUGGAAAGGGAGAGCUGGGCUUGCCUGGGACUUCUGGACUUGAUGGAGAGAAGGGUUCAAAGGGCGACGUAGGGGAGGCGGGGCCUGUGGGAGAGAAGGGUGAUAAAGGCGAGAUGGGCCUCUCCGGACCAGCAGGCAUCGACGGACAGAAGGGAGAGAAGGGAGACUCCAGGUUCGAGGAUAACCUGGUCCAGAUGAUUUCCCAGCCAGGCCCUCCCGGCCCCCCAGGACCUCCCGGGCCUCAAGGCUACAUGGGUCACCAUGGAGUCCCUGGCCUUAAGGGGGAGCCUGGAGACACUGUAAAAGGGGAGAAAGGGGACGUUGGACCUGAUGGACUGAGAGGUAUGGAUGGUCCUCAGGGGCCUCCCGGCCCCGCUGGGUUAGUGGGUCUCCCAGGAACCAAAGGAGAGAAGGGCAAAUCUGGAGAGCCUGGAAUGGAUGGUUUCCCAGGACUGUCUGGAGACAAGGGUGACCGGGGAGACAAAGGAGAGAAGGGAGACCGGGGGACAGUGGGGAAGAGAGGUCUAAAGGGCGGGAAAGGAGAGCAGGGUCCUCCCGGGUUGGACCAGCCAUGUCCUGUGGGUUCUAAUGGGACUAAAGGGCUUUCUGGGGCAAGAUGGACUCCCCAUACCAGGCUGUUGGCACAAGGAGUCAGAGGAGAGGAGAAGAGAAAAGCUCAAACGCAAGCGCCUGGCUUUCUCCCAGCCCUAAGGGGGUGCAAGCCUGGAGGACGAAGUGAAGAUGACCAGGGGAGACAUGGGAGCACAGAGGACGUACAGCCUCAGCCGAAAGGGGUGGAACAGUCGCACAGCGCCAUUUGGUUCCAUUAACCAAACUGAGAUCCUGCAACGGAAUGGAAAGACACCGGGAGGGAACAACACAGAACACUGUUUUUAUAAUAGUGUAUGAUUUAAUUUGUUGCUUUUCUUUCUCCAGUGUUUCCAUUUAAUAAAGUGCAUGAUUAGCACAAGUCACAGCAUUAAAUAUCAUCCCGAUUCAUGAGACAUACUAGCACACUAAGGCUAUAACUUACAGAUGGAAUGACUUUGCUAACAGCAAUCUUUUCAAGACUUGGGACGUGAAAACCGUUCAUUCUCACUUUGAAAACGGACAGUGGUGUGCUUUCGGUUGUUCCUCUGUAACGUUGAUAAACUCCCACCUGUUAGAUUACUGGUAUGAUUAUUGAUCUCCUGACCCUACAGUGAUCUACUCCCUCUGUAUUUUUAUGUCACUUUCACCAGAUUAUUUCUUGUACCUAAGCUGUAAAGCUCACUAAGAAACAGAACUUGUGUAGCCAAAUAUGUUAUUGAUUUAUUUCCUGUUUGUUCUGAAGCAUUAAAUAAUAUGUUUUGAUGGUGCAUUGAUCCGUUUUACAAUAUAAAGCCACUAUUUUUACAUUUUUUAACCAAAGUCUGCCUUAAACAGCCUUUCCUUGUAAGAUGACACAAGGCAUCUGAUUAUUUAUGCAGGUGUUGUUUAUGUGUGGCUAACUCUACUGCCCAUGAUGUGUAGUGUGGCAUUUUAUUUUAUUGUAGUUACGUUACAUUUGCAUUCCUGUGCAUGGAAGUGUUUGUAUAAUAUACAGAUGCAUACUGAGUCAAUUAUGUUAAAUCCAAAGUCGGAACUGGAGCCAUUUGCAGUUUUCUUAAAUAUGCAGUAUUACAUCAUGAAGUUGAACAAAUGGUUUGAAUAUGAAGUCAUUUUGUGAUCGUUUGGCCUUUUCUUCAGACAUAAGCCCAUUAAAUAUCACAUCAGUAUUUUACCACAGUAUUCACUGCACAGUAUUGACGUUUUAACACUUAACCUUAGCUGAAAACACAUUUCUAUUCAAUGCUGUUUUUUGAACAACAGUAUGAAUUCUUGCUGCUGACUUAAAAUUAUAUCGUUUUUUUCUUAAUAAGUUUAGUACAAUGAGAUUACAGUUUAGCUGACACACCAUGACAAAAAGCUAAUAAUUGUCAGUUGGUUUAACUAUACAUUCUUGUUUGUUUUUAUACAUUAUCACAUCAUGAAGACAGAUUUUAAUAUUUUGUAUUCCAAUUUAACAUACUUCUUUCUAACUUCAUGGAUUGUCUAUAAGAGAUAUAUCUUUGUGGUGCUUGAUCACACUGUUUUUAUCAACCACACAUAUAUACACAUGCACACACAACUUAAAAUCAAGAGCAUGUGACACAUAUAAGGAGAUUGUGAGUUCCAUUAUAACAGAAAUGCUGGGGAAGUUAAUGAACAGUUGGUUCAUUAUAUGUUACUUAACUAAUUCACAGGUUCCAUUUUAAUUUACGAAGUGUUAUAUUUGCAACUCGGAUGGGGUGAGCAAUCACACUGUAUUUGUUUCCUUUUUCAUUCUCAUUUAGUGUUGGACAUAUACAGCAGUCUGGAUGAUACACUACCUUAAUGGAUGUUUCUCUGCAAUAUUACAUUACUUUAUUUCUUUCGCAUCCAGCUUCAGGUUCUCUUCUUUUUAUAUAUAUAUAUAUCUACUAGUCAUUGGUUACACAAUGUCUGAGUACAGUUUGGUGUGUUUUAAGAAAAUUACACAGUAUUGGAUGGAUUUUAUUGGUUUGUUUAUUUGGUUGUGUAUUUGGUUGUAAAAUAAAUUAAGCUAUUUUUGUAACUGCUAUCUCUAAUCUGGUCAAACUCAACAUAGAGACUGAAAUAAACUCCAUGAAAUGUAUUAAUGCC
Messenger RNA from Esox lucius (northern pike), 4217 nucleotides. It is a transcript of the gene col23a1a, whose product is annotated as collagen alpha-1(XXIII) chain. The transcript has 31 exons. The coding region runs from base 467 to 2365 and encodes 632 amino acids. The record is from RefSeq and is a predicted model, not a curated record. NCBI's taxonomy places the organism in Eukaryota, Metazoa, Chordata, Actinopteri, Esociformes, Esocidae.